Messenger RNA from Daldinia vernicosa, 1808 nucleotides. Its product is annotated as RNA-binding domain-containing protein. Gene Ontology annotation, molecular function: mRNA binding. The coding region runs from base 343 to 1386 and encodes 347 amino acids. Gene Ontology annotation, cellular component: cytosol. Lineage: Eukaryota; Fungi; Ascomycota; Sordariomycetes; Xylariales; Hypoxylaceae. The transcript has 4 exons. The record is from RefSeq and is a predicted model, not a curated record.
UUCACUUACCCCACGCCUACCGUGGAUUUAACUUUGGCGUGACCCACACAAGAAACAACAACCCUUAAAAAAUUCUGGCCGCGUCCGAACAUCUGGUCUCUCCCAUUUCUUCUUCACACCUCUCAAUUCCAUCAAUCUCAAGCUCGUUGUGUCACAACUCACCGAUUCCCAACUCUUUCAAUCUUCUCUAGGGCACGUAGCCACCCUAUUCCUCCCCCGAAAUUGUUCAAGAGUUCAAUACUGAACCCGAACCCGAACGUCCAUUCAACGUCUACCAUUGCCUCCUGUCAAGAUAAUCAACCUACCUUCAACUAAUCUCCCAACCAGAAACCAUCAGUCACAAUGGCCACCCCUGCGGAGAAAGUUGCUGACGCUGCCGUCAACGACGUUACCAAUGCUCUGAGCAAUACCUCUCUCGCUGGCAAGGACGAGAACAAGGAUGCUGUCCAUGCUAGUGCCGCCGAGGGCCGCCGAUUGUACAUCGGCAACCUCGCAUAUGCGACAACUGAGGGGGAGUUGAAAGAAUUCUUCAAGGGUUACCUUGUUGAAUCCGUCUCGAUUCCGAAGAAUCCUCGUACCGACCGCCCCGUUGGCUAUGCCUUCGUGGAUCUCUCUACCCCUACCGAGGCCGAUCGUGCCAUUGCUGAGCUCUCCGGUAAGGAGAUUCUCGAGCGCAAGGUCUCUGUUCAACUUGCACGCACUCCCCAGCCGGCUGGCGAGAAGACCGAUGGUGCUACCAACGGCGAGACUGGUGCCGAAGGCUCUCGGCGCCGAUCUUCUGGUCGUGGCCGAGGCCGAGGCCGUGGUCGUGCUGGUCGCGCUGGUCGUGGCGGCCGAACUGAGGGAGGAAAGGAUGAUGCCCCUACUGAGGCUGGCGCGAAUGCUACUACCGUCGCCGAUAACGAGGUUCUGCCUUUGACCGACAUCACCAACAAGGCAGAUGCUGACAAAGACAAGUCCGCAAAGAAGGGCCCUGCUCGUGAGCGUCGUGAGCGCGGACCGCCUGCUGACGGCAUCCCCUCCAAGAACAAGGUUAUGGUCGCUAACCUACCCUAUGACCUAACCGAGGAGAAGCUUAAGGAACUCUUCAAUGAUUACCAGCCUUCCUCUGCCAAAAUCGCCCUUCGUCCUAUCCCCCGAUUUAUGAUCAAGAAGCUCCAGGCUCGCGGCGAGCCCCGCAAGGGUCGUGGUUUCGGCUUCGUCACCCUAGCUUCUGAGGAGCUUCAGCAGAAGGCUGUCGCCGAGAUGAAUGGCAAGGAGAUCGAAGGUCGGGAGAUUGCCGUCAAGGUCGCUAUUGACAGCCCCGACAAGACGGACGAGGAGGCGAACAUUCCUCAGGAGAACGAGGCCCAUGGUCAAGAGGCGGCUCCAGCUGCUACUGCUUAGAUUAUCUAAGCAUUUUUCCGACGGCGCAUGUUUAAUUCCCAACGGAAGAUGAAUCCAGGCAACUAUGUCUUAUUUACGGAUGCAUUAUACAGUAGUUGCGCGUCAGUCAAGUUUUAUGAGGGAUGGCAAGUUUCUUGAUUUCACCAUAGAUACGAAACCCCACAGGACAGCAGCAAUAUGACCUCAGAUAUCGUCAGCAGCGACUACAGCAUUCUGUAUUCGCAUUUCUGGCGAAGGUCUGUGUCAUGAUGCUGCAGUUUUGAUACAUCUUAAUUUUUACGAAUGACUUUGACAACCACCUCUCGAGCAUUUUCACGGGUUGUACACUAGGUGGACAACGGAGCAGGGGGGUCACGGUGGACUCGGAAAAGUUCUCGCGAGUACAGAAUAGAUAUGAUUGAUAAUGGAUUGAUGCAUUAUGA